This is a messenger RNA of Aspergillus pseudotamarii, 1662 nucleotides long. Its product is annotated as MFS transporter. The transcript is spliced from 3 exons. Gene Ontology annotation, molecular function: transmembrane transporter activity. Lineage: Eukaryota; Fungi; Ascomycota; Eurotiomycetes; Eurotiales; Aspergillaceae. The record is from RefSeq and is a predicted model, not a curated record. Gene Ontology annotation, biological process: transmembrane transport. Bases 1 to 1662 code for a protein of 553 amino acids.
AUGGGCGUGGAGUCCAAAGAUCUGUACCACACGGAUAAUGAAUCCGGAUCAUGUACCUACCGGGAAAGCAGCCAACAAUGUUUGAUCACGAACCAUGCGACAGACUUCGCCACGGCGACCCAACACACCUACCGAGAAGAUAACACGAGGCAACCAGAAUGGAUGCCGGGCGUGAGAGAGUGGCUUGUCACAACGUGCGUAUCGAUUCUAGUGAUGAUGGAUGCGUUUAAUACGACAGUGGUUAUUCCUUUGAUGCCAGGGUUCUCAAGUAUCUUUCAGCAACCCCUUGAAAACGCGCUUUGGAUCAACACAUCCUACUUCAUUGGCAACGCGUCCGGUCAAGGUCUUUUCGCCAUGCUGGCUGAGGUACUUGGCCACGGACCUAUCCUACUUUCAUCCGCUGUUCUCGCGACAACUGGAACAGGCAUAUGCGGUGGUUCUCUGAGUCUGUCUGUCCUGGUAGCAGGUCGAUUCAUCCAGGGAAUUGGCGGAGGAGGAGUGGUGGGGGUUUCGCUUUUGAUCGUUGCGGACCUUAUUCCCAAGUCGCAUCAAGUCCAAUUUUCGACCUACAUCUUCCGCGCCCAAAUGAUCGGUAUGGUGAUUGGUUCCGUUGCUGGCGGGGUAUACCAUGAUUAUACAACCUAUAUUUGGGCUUUCUAUUCCAGCUUCGUGUUUUGCGCAAUGGGCCUGUUAGUGAUCCCAUUUGCGCUGGAUCUGAGAGGGCAUGGGCAAGGAAACAAGCUUAGUGCUACAAGCAAGUUCCGUACUAUGGACUGGAUAGGUGCCAUGUUGACUCUGCUGGGCAUGGGAACCCUACUUACUGGAAUCGGCUGGGGAGGAACACAGAAUGCCUGGAAUAACUGGCAAACUCUAGUGCCGAUUUGCGUUGGCGGCGCCUUCUUAAUUGUUUUGAUUCUCCACGAGACAAUGUGGGCCAUACAGCCAAUGUUCAGUUCGAGGGUGUUUCGGGACCUCUCAUCAACAAUGCUGCAAACAGGCGGCUUUUUGCAUGGAUUUAUUUUAUCCUCUCACCUCCAUUAUUUGCCACUUUACCUCAUCUUCGUCCAGUCGAUCAACACCACAUUAAUAGGACUGAGUCUGAUUGCUCUCACCGGCCUAACUGUACCUGCUCUUAUGAUCUCGGGCACAGGGCAGUUUUUCCGACGGCCACAUAUCUCCACCUGGAUUACCCGUAUAGGCUGGCUGUUUACUACUACAGCAACUGGUUGUUCAAUUUUACUAAAUGUAUCGAUUCCAACAUACGGUUGGGUCAUUAUCUUCCUGGUCGCUGGGUUGGGCUCUGCUCUCCUCACACUCGGAUACAACCUUUGUAUCCAUGUAGACACCAUGAGGUUCUACCAGGGACAGGAAACCCGUGAGAGCGCCAAAGUAUCCACGACCUCAAUACUGAUAUACUCGAUCCUACACACAUGGGGCAUGUGCAUCGCCAUCCCCAUCAGCGGGACCAUUAUAUUUAACUAUCUAUCAUCCAAAGACAUGCUUGACCUAUCAACCGGGUACACAGGCAGCCAUUCUGGCGCAUACGCGCCUCAGGAAGCCAAGGACGCCUUCACCGACGCGCUUCAAGUCCUUUGGAAAGGUUACACGGCGAUUGCCGCAUUGGGGGGAAUUUCGUCUCUGUUUAUUCGGUCAGCAAGUUGA